Acanthosepion pharaonis is the source of this 2559-nucleotide messenger RNA. The record is from the annotation of a GenBank genome assembly. Lineage: Eukaryota; Metazoa; Mollusca; Cephalopoda; Sepiida; Sepiidae.
AUGUUUGUCUUUUUUGCAUUAAAACAUCUACCAAUUACUUUUUAUCUCAAACUCUAUAAUCUUCCGUCUUUUCUUUUCCCUUUCCUUCCUGCCAUCCUUCCUUUCUUGCUUCUGUCUUUCAUGCCUUCUUUUCCUUUAUAUCCCUCUAUUGAGGACCUUCUUUUAUUCUGUUCUGUUUACCUUCCUUCCUUCCUUCCUACCUUCGUUCCUCCCUCCCUUCCUACAUUCGUUCCUCCCUUCCUUCCUUCUUUCCUCCCUUUCUUGCUUCCUUCCUCCCUUCCUUCCUUCCUUCCUUCUUUCUUUCUUUCUUUCUUUCUUUCUUUUUUCUUUCAUCCUUCCUUCCUUCCUACCUUCGUUCCUCCUUUCCCUUCCCUUUCUUUCUUUCCUUUCUUUUCUUUCUUUCUUUCUUUCUUUCUUUCUUUCUUUUCUUCCUUCUUUCUUUCUUUCUUUCUUUCUUUCUUUCUUUCUUUCUUUCUUUCUUUCUUCUGCCUUUCUUGUCUUCCUCCCUUUCAUCUAAACCUCUCUUUCCAAAUCAGUCAGACAUCCUCUCUUUUUCUGUUGCACUUCUUUUAUUUCUUCUUCUUCCCUUUCCCUCCUUCCUUGCUUUCUUCCCACCUCCUUCCUUCCUUCCUUCCUUCCUUCCUUCCUUCCUUCCUUCCUUCACACCUUCCUUUUUUCCUUCCUUCCUUCCUUCACACCUUCCUUCCUUCCUUUCCUUCCUUCCCUUCCUUCCUUCCCACCUUCCUUCCUUUCACACCUUCCUUCCUUCCCACCUUCCUUCCUUCCCUUCCUUCCUUCUUACUUUGUUCCUUCCUUCCUUCCUUCCUUCCUUCCUUCACACCUUCCUUCACACCUUCCUUCCUUCACACCUUCCUUCCUUCCUUCCUUCACACCUUCCUUCCUUCCUUCCUUCACACCUUCCUUCCUUCCUUCCUUCCUUCCUUCCUUCCUUCACACCUUCCUUCCUUCCUUCCUUCCUUCACACCUUCCUUCCUUCCUUCCUUCACACCUUCCUUCCUUCCUUCCUUCCUUCCUUUCACCUUCCUUCCUUCACACCUUCCUUCCUUCCUUCCUUCCUUCCUUCCUUCCUUCCUUCCUUCCUUCCUUCACACCUUACUUUUGUUUCCUUCCUUCCUUCCUUCCUUCCUUCACACCUUCCUUCCUUCCUUCCUUCACACCUUCCUUCCUUCCUUCCUUCCUUCACACCUUCCUUCCUGCCUUCCUUCACACCUUCCUUCCUUCCCACCUUCCUUCCUUCCCUUCCUUCCUUCCUUCACACCUUCCUUCCUUUCCUUCCUUCCUUCCUUUGUUCCUUCCUUCCUUCCUUCACACCUUCCUUCAUUCCUUCCUUCCUUCCUUCCUUCCUUCACACCUUCCUUCCUUCCUUCCUUCACACCUUCCUUCCUUCCUUCACACCUUCCUUCCUUCCCACCUUCCUUCCUUCCUUCACACCUUCCUUCCUUCCUUCCUUCCUUCCUUCCUUCACACCUUACUUUGUUCCUUCCUUCCUUCACACCUUCCUUCCUUCCUUCCUUCACACCUUACUUUGUUCCUUCCUUCCUUCCUUCACACCUUCCUUCCUUCCCACCUUCCUUCCUUCCUUCCUUCCUUCCUUCCUUCCCACCUUCCUUCCUUCCUUCCUUCCUUCCUUCCUUCCUUCCUUCUGUCUUUCCUGUCUUCUUCCAUUUAAUUCAUAUCUGUCUUUUCCACUUUUCCUUUUUACUAUUUUAUCUUAUUCUCUAUAAUAGCCCUUUGUUUCCUUUCAUUUUUAUCUCGAAUGAUCCCCUCUUUUUCUUUCAUAAUUCUUUUAUUUUUUCCCUUCCCUUCCUUCCUUCCUUCCUUCCUUCCUUCCUUCCUUCCUUCCUUCCUUCCUUCUAUCCAUUUAUAUCUCUCUAUAAAGAAAUCUUUCUACUUUUCUUGCUUCUUUUUCCUGUCCUUCACAAUGGUUCCGUUUUCUCCCCCCCCCUCUCGUCGCCACCCUCUCGUCACCACCCGUCAUUAUCUCACAGUGCAUCUGUACAUGCAGCCAUACAUGUCUGCAUAUGUAAGUACAUUUCGGUCUUUCUUUUUCAUGAAUGUCUUUUCCCAAAACCUCAGCCGUCAACCCAAACCCAAAUCCCGACCCAAGGACAGCAUCUCCUCCCUCAUUUCCUCAACCUGACCCUAUCUUUCUUAUCCAGUCACCUAUUCAUCCAUCCAAUUGACAAACGAUUGGGGCAGCCAGCUCGUCACUUGACAGCACUAAAAUGGCUGCGUUCAAUACAUCUAAAGGUUUACAUUAGUUUUUUCUUCUCUCUCUCUCUCGCUCUUUUUCCUCUUUCUCUCUUGCUUCUUUGGUCUCCCUUCUUUUUUUCUCGUGGAAACUUGCCAUCGUUUCAUUUCCAAUUCUUCUUCUUCUUCUUCUUCUUUUUCUUCUUCUUAUUCUUCUUCUUCUAUCAUCACCAUCAAAUUGUAUCCAUUUUCCUCGUCAACCGUAUCUUCUUCUUCUUCUUCUUCUUCUUCUUCUUUUCUUCUUCUUCUUCUUCUUCUUCUUCGUGUCGUGUCCCUUCAGGACGUUAG